CAUACAUCUCUCCAGUAAUAAGAGGUGGUUUCUUCUCUUCUCAUUCCAAACUCAUCCAACUAACUUUGACUAAAAAAAGACAUGGAGUUUUCCUACGUCUCUUUGCUUUGCUUCUUUGUUUUUCUUACGACCCUUUUACUCUAUUUCUUCUUCUAUGCGACAAAAUCCGGGUUAUCUAAUCUACCGCCUGGAAAGAUUGGGUGGCCGAUAAUCGGAGAAACCCUCGAGUACCUUUCUUGUGGAAAGAAUGGUCAACCUGAAAAAUUCUCGUUUGAUCGGAUUGCAAAGUACUCAUCCAAUGUAUUCAAAACUCAUCUCUUCGGAGAGAAGGCCGUUUUCUUCUGCGGUCCUCUUGGGAACAAAUUCUUAUUUCUGAACGAGGAGAAGCUUGUUCAAGCUUGGUGGCCUCGUUCAUUUGACAAGAUCUUUCAUCCAUCCAAUGAAAUUACAUCAAGGGAAAUAGCAAUCCAGCUGAAAAAAAUAUUUCCCAGAUUCUUAAAUUCUGAAGCAUUGCGUGGAUACGUCGGCGUAAUGGAUGACAUUGCUAGAAAACAUUUUGCUUCUUCUUGGGAAAACCGGGACCAAGUUGAGGUUUACCCACUUAGCGAGAGCUACACUUUCUGGGUUGCUGCUAGACUGUUUCUCGGUGUCGAAGAUCCUACCGAAGCUUCCAAAUUGUUUGAACUUUUUAUGGUUUUACCGGCUGGGAUGUUUUCAGUGCCAAUUGACUUGCCCGGAACGGCACUCAAUAAAGCAGUGAAGGCAUCAAGUCAGCUCAGGAAGCAAUUUCUGGCUAUUAUUAAGCAGAAGAAAAUCGAUUUGGCUGACGGAAAAGCAUCCCCUACUCAAGAUGUCAUGUCAAUUAUGUUGAAUGCAACAGAUGAACAUGGGAAUUUUUUUAAUGAAUCGGAUGUUGCUGACAAGAUGCUGGGAUUGGUUGUUGGUGGUCAUGCAACCUCUAGCUCCGUAAGCACUUCGAUUGUCAAGUAUUUGGCCGAGUUGCCUGAGAUCUAUGAAGGUGUCUACAAGGAACAAAUGGAAAUCGCCAAAUCGAAAGCACCCGGUGAAUUAUUGAGCUGGGAAGACAUCAAGAAAAUGAAGUAUUCUUGGAAUGUAGUUCGUGAAGCGCUGAGACUUGCCCCACCAGCUCCAGGAGCAUUCAGAGAAGCUUUGAGUGAUUUCAUCUUCCAUGGAUUUUCAAUCCCUAAAGGGCGGAAACUCUAUUGGGACGCAAAUGCGACCCAUAAAAAUCCUGAGUAUUUCCCCGAUCCCUUGAAAUUCGAUCCAUCCAGGUUCGAAGGGUCGGGUCCUGCUCCAUACACAUUUAUUCCCUUCGGAGGUGGACCUCGGAUCUGCCCAGGAAAAGAAUACGCCCAGCUCGUAAUUCUGGUGUUCAUCCAUAAUUUGGUCAUAAUUUGGUGAAGAGGUUCAAGUGGGAGAAAAUUAUUGCUGAUGAGAAGGUUGCUUUUAUUCCUGCGCCAAUUCCAGCUAAGGGUCUUCCGGUUCGUCUCUAUGCACACAAGUAAAGGCAUAAAAAGAAUAAUUUCCUUGUCAACUUGGGGUCUGCAUAAUAAUAAUUCAUGUAACGCCUUGGGUUUUGGUUGAAAUGUUUUGUUGUUUUAGUCGCAUAAUAAUUUCGCUGGAACUUCUUCACGCUUUACCUCCCAUGUAGAUGUCAAAUUUCAAAGAUGUAAUGUUCUCUUUGUUAACUGCAUUGUAUAAUGAUAUGGAGUCCCCUGGAUUUUCUUUCUCACUAAAUUCCGGCGGUGUCGUCAAG
This is a messenger RNA of Oldenlandia corymbosa var. corymbosa, 1777 nucleotides long. Lineage: Eukaryota; Viridiplantae; Streptophyta; Magnoliopsida; Gentianales; Rubiaceae. The record is from the annotation of a GenBank genome assembly.